AGUGGAUAAUCAUUCCCUUCAUCAUAUUUUCAGUUGAAGUUGAACCCACCAACAACACACUUCUCUGAAACAACAAGUCAACAACAACAUGGGGAGGCCACAGAUUUAUCUUUUUGGCGAUUCAAUCACUGAGAUAUCCUUUGAUGUUGGUGGAUGGGGUGCUUCUCUUGCCAACCAUUUCUCUCGCACGGCAGAUGUGGUGCUCAGAGGGUAUAGUGGGUACAAUACAAGGUGGGCACUGAAGGUGUUGGACAGAAUUUUCCCUGUAUCGCAGGGCGGUGAUGGUGGAACCGAAACUGCUCCAAUUGCUUUGACCAUUUUCUUUGGGGCUAAUGACGCUUCUCUUCCCAAUAGAUGCUCUGCUUUUCAACAUGUCCCUCUAGAUGAAUACAAGGAGAACAUUCGCUCCACAGUCUCCUUCUUCAAGAAGCGAUGGCUGACAACAAAAGUCAUCCUCAUAACUCCUCCUCCCAUUGAUGAAGAUGCACGAGUUAGAUAUCCAUUUGGGAACAAUCCAGAGGGUCUUCCUGAAAGGACUAAUGAAGCUGCUGGUGAAUAUGCUAAAGCAUGCAUUGCUGUGGCCACUGAAUGCCAUAUUCCUUUCAUUGAUCUCUGGACCAAAAUGCAACAGACACCUGAUUGGAAAAAAGACUAUUUAAGUGACGGUUUGCAUCUUACUAAAGAAGGGAAUCAACUUGUCUUUGAGGAAGUAAUCAAAAAACUGAGAGAUGAAGGUUUGAGUCUAGAAUCUAUACCAAUUGAUCUCCCUCAUGUAUCUGAUAUUGACCCUAAUGACCCCUUGAAGGCAUUCCUGUAGUGACAGGAUGAUGUAGCAAAAGGGGUAUGCCUUUUGGGAAAUUACUGUACUGUUGCAUUUCUUUGAAAGUGUUUGAUAUUUCAAUUUCAGUGUGAAUAUGAACCAGAUUGAAGUUUGAACAGUUUGUAUAAUGUUAAAUAAAAGCAUGUGGAACAUCUUGAUGUAAAAAACUUGUAAUAUAUGUAAAUAUACACACUUGAAUGGAAAGCAAAAUGCCGAUGAUAUCCGCAUUUUUCUUCGAA
Messenger RNA from Trifolium pratense (red clover), 1059 nucleotides. RefSeq names its product GDSL esterase/lipase At5g45920-like. Gene Ontology annotation, molecular function: hydrolase activity, acting on ester bonds. Lineage: Eukaryota; Viridiplantae; Streptophyta; Magnoliopsida; Fabales; Fabaceae. The record is from RefSeq and is a predicted model, not a curated record. The transcript has 5 exons. Bases 89 to 817 code for a protein of 242 amino acids.